Messenger RNA from Aspergillus puulaauensis, 615 nucleotides. RefSeq lists its product as uncharacterized. Gene Ontology annotation, cellular component: tRNA-intron endonuclease complex. The transcript has a single exon. Gene Ontology annotation, biological process: tRNA-type intron splice site recognition and cleavage; tRNA splicing, via endonucleolytic cleavage and ligation. The record is from RefSeq and is a predicted model, not a curated record. The coding region runs from base 1 to 615 and encodes 204 amino acids. Gene Ontology annotation, molecular function: nucleic acid binding. NCBI's taxonomy places the organism in Eukaryota, Fungi, Ascomycota, Eurotiomycetes, Eurotiales, Aspergillaceae.
AUGACAAAAGCAGCACCUUCGCCUCCACUCCCCGAACCCUCCGCGCUCACCACGCUCAUCUCCGCCACCGACAACCCCCUCGCCGCAACUACGCAUCAAGUCCUCCACAACCUGCAACACCAACACCUCUGGACCUCACUCAAGAUCCACGACCUGUCGACGAAGUUUCCUAUUUCUUUAAUAUCCGGUAUUCCACCGCACCGCGUCUACACUCAUCCCGAUGAGCAGUUAUACAUGGUCGUGCGCGGUUUGCGCGAGGACGAUGUAGAGCUAGAUCGCAUGUUUGUCAUCCCAACCGUCCAGGGCCAAUCGUGGAGCUUGGAGAAGAUGGCUGCGGUGUUCGAUGCGCUGUCUGAUCCUUCUGAUGACGAAGUAGAGGAAGAGGCCAAGGCGGAGACCGAAGAACAGUCCUCGGAUGCAGUGGCUGGCGGCGCGGAUGCAGACAAAGCUGCAAAGUUGGCGGAGUACUACGAAUAUCGGACCAAGGCUCGUCGCACUGGGGAGUGGGGUUCAAAAAGGCUUCUUUUGGCUAUGAUUGAUAAGGGGAUGGGGGGUGAGGGGACUGUUGUUUACUAUGUCAUCCAGGAGGGGACUGUCAAGCCAAGGCAAAAUUAG